This is a messenger RNA of Didymodactylos carnosus, 1029 nucleotides long. Lineage: Eukaryota; Metazoa; Rotifera; Eurotatoria; Philodinida; Philodinidae. The record is from the annotation of a GenBank genome assembly.
AUGAGACCUGUUGACUGCUGGAUGAGAAAACUGCCACAAGUGGAUGAUGAGAAACAAGUUCAGGAAUUUGAGAAAAUAUUAGUGACUGAUUUUGGUAUCACAUUAGAAAAAUAUGUAAAGGAAUGUGAAGAAAAUAAUUGUUACCCAACUAACUUAUCAUUAACUAAUAUGGGUAUACAAGAAAUUUUGAAACAAGAACGACAUCUAUCAUUGUUAAAGGAAAAAUUAAGUAGAAUGAAGCAAGAAGAAAGUGGUGCUGCUUUGUCAUUACAACUCGCUUCUUAUAAUGCAAUAACACAAAAUGCAUAUAAUAAUCUCAAUGCACCUAUGUUAACAACCGAUGAACCGUUGAAUGAUAAUGAAAAUACUAUAGAUAUAACGUAUUAUCAAAAAAGAGAGCUACAAAAUGCUGAAGAAAGAAAUAUAUUAGAUGAUACAGUAAAUGCUGCUGAAAAUUUAUUGUAUGAUAUUGUUCGAAGAGUUCAACAUGCAGGUGAAACAGGUUCUAUGAUUGAAUACCAAGUCUUAAUAAAAGCAUCCCGUACAGAAGUUCGACUUCGAAAGGUUACUCCAACAGUAUUAACACAAAAUGCAAUAAAUCUGUCACAUCCUCGUUACAGACAAACUGACGCUAAUGAUACUUGGACAUCUAUGGUAACAAAUGUAUUAUCAUCAACAACGGAAAACACAAUUAAUAAUGUCGGUGACACAUCAGAUUACCACAUUGUAGGUUCCGUUAAAUCUUUUUCUUUACUUUUUAUUUUAAGUGAAGCUGUUCAUUCACCACUGCAUAGUAAAUCAAGUACCAUACCAUCAACUGAAACAAGUUCAACAGUAACGUCACAAUAUCAUCCAACAACAACAAUAAAUAUUGUUGAGAAACACUCAAUAUCUGAGAAUAUGAAAAUAUUAUGUAAAAAAAUUUUAGUAACGUCAUCACCCGUACUGUCUGCAACCAAAUUAAAUCGAUCAAUUACAAAUAGUAGUAUGAUUGAUGUACAUAAAGGGUGUAAAUUACUGAUUCGAUAG